UUGGCUUCUCCUUGUUGGCUUAAGCCUCCCCUUCCCCCCCUUUUUCCCCUUGUUUUUUCUCUUCUCUUUGGGUAUUUAUUCAUCCAAAAAAAAAUGCUGUUGAAAUAUGCUUCUUGUGGUCGAUCCUCUAUCCUCUAGACUUCGUAUUACAUGCAUGUAUUAUUAUUUUCUGAGAUUGGUGUCCCUAGAACAUGAGAAAACAUUCUAGAUGAACUGGUCACCUGUUUUAUAAUAUUAUUGCAGCCAUAUAUAUCAUCAGAAGCACCAACAACUUUUAUAGAUGAUCAACCUACAUCCUUCAAUGCACCCGCCAUAUAGUCAUCAUCCAAGUUCAGGAGCAUAUUAGUUUCAUCAACAUUUUCAGUAGUCUCCAAUAUGCCUAUCAAUAUAAGUACUGAUGUGGUGAAGCAACUUCUUCCUGUGGGUGAUAUUUUUCAGAAGUUGUCCUUUUAUUCCAGAAAUGAUGCAGGCCCUAGAUGUGCUGGUCGUAUUGCCAUGCAAUCUCUCUGUCCUCCACAAUGUGGCUAUGCUGAAAUGGAAUGGGAUAUGAUUUCCUUUAUUAGAUGUCUUAAAAGCAUGGUACGAUCUUCAAAUGCAGUUGCUUUGAUUACAUUUCCCCCUUCACUUCUUUCACCAUCUUUUGCUAAGAGAUGGCAGCAUAUGGCAGACACUUUGCUCUCAGUCAGAGCAAUACCUGAUGAGGACAAGGAAAUGGCAAAACUCCUUACAGGUUACCAGGACAUGGUUGGGCUUCUCCAUGUCAAUAAAGUGGCUCAGAUUAAUUCACAGGUUCCUGUAAUUCUAGAAGCUUGCACAUUCUCAAUGAAGCUACAAAAGCGGAGGUCUUUGGUCUUAGAACGUCUAAAUCAAGCCCCUGUUGAUGGUUCAAGUGGGAUUUCAUAUGGCACAUCCGCUGGUUGCUCUGGAUCCUCCAAAUCUGCAUCCAUUGAUUUUUAGUGCUUUACUUCAUCUGGAUAUAUUAUAACCAGUUGCCAGAACUCAAGUGCAAAAUAGGCAGUGCCUACUGCAAGUGAUGACAUCCGAACAUAUACACAUCUUUGAGUUGGGGAAAGGUUGAGGUGAUCAUUCCUUGAACAGUACCUCUGGUAAGGAGACCUCCUAUAAGCUUGCAGAGUGGAAGUAAAACACUAUCUCAAGCAAAAUUGAGCCUCCACAGAUCUGCUACGCUAUACUACUUGGCACUUAACCAGUACUGAUUGAUAUAGAAAAUCUCAAUAAGAUUUCUCCUCAUUAUUCUCAUACAUGCCUUUCUUCCUUUUCUUGAACAGUAAACAUGUUUUCUUCACUUCUACUGGUACAUUGGAUUAAUAACAGUGAUCCAAUGGGCUAUAAACGAAGAUGUUAUCCUUGAUGUAAUGACUUGAUGGUUUUUGUUUGUUUUUUUAACCACAGGAUAUCUAAGUCAAAGUCAAAGUAAAAAAAAAAAAAUCGCUUUAUAUCCCCUCCCUUUUAAUAAUUGAAGGUCAUAUGAGAACAAUGUUGGAAAGGCAAUAUCCUACACGAAGUAUGAGCUGAUAAAUUUAUUUAUACUAAACGAGCAGUUAGGGUUGGAUACUGUA
Macadamia integrifolia is the source of this 1580-nucleotide messenger RNA. Its product is annotated as elongator complex protein 4-like. The transcript has 7 exons. The record is from RefSeq and is a predicted model, not a curated record. NCBI's taxonomy places the organism in Eukaryota, Viridiplantae, Streptophyta, Magnoliopsida, Proteales, Proteaceae. Gene Ontology annotation, cellular component: cytoplasm; elongator holoenzyme complex; transcription elongation factor complex. The coding region runs from base 376 to 957 and encodes 193 amino acids. Gene Ontology annotation, biological process: tRNA wobble uridine modification.